Aphis gossypii (cotton aphid) is the source of this 4917-nucleotide messenger RNA. RefSeq lists its product as uncharacterized. NCBI's taxonomy places the organism in Eukaryota, Metazoa, Arthropoda, Insecta, Hemiptera, Aphididae. The record is from RefSeq and is a predicted model, not a curated record. The transcript has 3 exons. Bases 670 to 3396 code for a protein of 908 amino acids.
AAAUAUUCGUGAUAAUAAACAUUGCGGGAUAACUUAAUAUUCGUGAUAAUAUAUAUUGCGGGACAACUAAAUAUUCGUGAUAAUAUACAUUGCGGGAUAACUUAAUAUUCGUGAUAAUAUAUAUUGCGGGAUAAUAUAAUAUAAAAAAAAAAAAUCAUAAAAAAAUUUUGAAAAUUUAUUUCAAAAAAUAAAAAAAUCAUAACAAUAUUUUGAAAAUCUUAUAUAUAAAAAUGAAUCGCAAAAUGUGUUGGUAUUCGCAUAACUAAACAACCCCUGGACCGAUUUGGCUGAUUUUUUCUUCAACUGUUCGGAAUUGCCAGGAGAAGGUUCUUACGGACGAAAAAUUUGAAAAAGUUAUCAGGUUUGAGAAAUAUGAAGAGAUGGUGAUGAAAUUACAGAGGCGCCAUCUGUCCAGCAAAUAGUAAACUAAAUUAUUUUUGGUAGUCAAUGGCAACCAUUUAAAUAAAAUAAAUAAUUUAUUUAAAAUGUUAUAGCAAGGUUUUGAUUUGAACCCGAUACCGUCAAAAUAUAAAAAAUAAAUUAAAACUAUAAUAUUUUUGUGUUGCCAUGGAAAUAUUAUAGACAAUAUUUAUUCAAUUUAAUUGUUUGAAUAAAAUAUAAUAAAAAAUUCCUGGGAAGACCUUAAAAACAUAAUAAUUUAUAUUUGAUAUGCCUCCUAUACGACGGAGCAAUCUAGGUAGAAUAACCCGAAAUGCUACCAACCAAGCUAAUUACCGAUCUAACCAAAGUCCUCAAGAACGUGACGACCGAAAUGAACGUGAAAGAAUUCGGAUAUCACAAACGCGUGAAGCGCGAACGCGAAAUUCAACUAAUAAUCGCGCAAGUUUGAAUCGAGCUGCUUUCAGUUACGAUGUGUCAAUUGACUACAGUAACUACCAGUGUGUUGUUAUUGGUUCUAUGAACUCGGUUUGCUCACACUGUAAGGCAUUAAAAUACAAAAACGAAGCCAAUGGAUUGUGUUGCGCAAAUGGUAAAGUGAAAUUGAUACCAUUGGAUCCACCACCAGAACCAUUGUACUCAUUGGUUUCAGGAAUAGGAACAGAUUCUAUACACUUUUUGACAAAUAUCCAACAAUAUAACAAUUGCUUUCAAAUGACUUCAUUUGGGGCAACAAAUGUAGUUCGGGAAAAUUUUAUGCCAACUUUCAAGAUACAAGGGCAAAUAUAUCACAGAGCAGGUUCACUGUUACCAGUGUCAGAUAGCGACAACAAAUUCCUGCAAAUUUAUUUUAUGGGCAAUUCACCACAAGAAAUUGAUCUGCGUUGUGCACAUAACAAUUUAGUAAAGAGGUCUAUUGUAGAACAAUUACAAACUUUAUUUCAUCAACACAAUCAAUUGAUUAUAUUGUUUAAAACUGCCCUGGAUCUGAUGCCAUCCGAUAAUCACAAAAUUGUAAUCAGAGCUGAUAAAACACCUGCAGGUCAACAUACAAGACGUUUUAAUGCACCAACUAUUGAUGAAGUUGCUAUCGUUGUAGUUGGAGAAAACUUGGAAUCCCGUGAUAUUGUUUUACGUCGUCGGAAUGAUCAAUUACAACGUAUAAAGGAAACACACCGCUCAUAUGAUGCACUGCAAUAUCCCAUUAUAUUUUGGCAAGGUGAAGAUGGCUACGAUUUCUCAAUAAAAAUGAUAAAUCCCAUUGCAGGUUCUGAAACCAACAAAAAAGUCAGUUCAAUGAACUAUUAUUCAUACCGCCUAAUGAUUCGGGAAAAUGAAGAUAAUCACAUAUUGAAAUGUCGGCGAUUAUAUCACAAAUAUGUUGUUGACAUGUAUGUUAAAAUUGAAACGGAGAGAUUAACAUUCAUCAGGUUGAAUCAAACCAAACUCCGAUCUGAAGAGUAUAUUCACCUUCGAGAUGCGAUUAAUACUGAUGGAAAUGCACAGAAUGUCGGUCGGAUGACUAUUCUUCCAGCAACAUACGUCGGAAGCCCUCGGCAUAUGCACGAAUAUGCUCAAGAUGCCAUGUCGUAUGUUCGUCAUUAUGGUACAGCAGAUUUGUUCAUCACAUUUACAUGCAAUCUGCAAUGGAUAGAAAUCAAUCAGGAGUUAUUCUCUGGGCAAUCACCCAUUGAUCGUCAUGAUAUUACAGCCAGAGUCUUUAGACAAAAGUUGAAAUCUUUAAUGGAUUUCAUCGUAAAACAUAAUGUGUUUGGUGAGACACGCUGCUGGAUGUAUUCUGUGGAGUGGCAGAAACGAGGAUUGCCACAUGCACACAUUUUGAUUUGGUUGGUUGAAAAUAUAAGGCCAAAUGAAGUUGAUGCAGUGAUAUCAGCUGAAAUACCUAAUGUACAAGUAGAUCCUGGAUUGCAUGAGGUAGUUAUCAAAAACAUGAUACAUGGUCCCUGUGGAACUCUUAAUCAAAAUUUACCGUGUAUGAUGGAUGGUAAAUGUUCAAAACGAUAUCCACGGACAUUAAUAUCGGAAACAAUUACUGGUAAUGACGGUUAUCCAUUGUAUCGUCGCAGAUCGACAGCAGACAAUGGAAAAUCAACAAUUGUCAAAUUAAAUCAACAAGAUAUUGAAAUAGAUAAUCGUUGGAUUGUUCCAUAUUCAUCCAUUUUAUCAAAGACAUUCAAAGCACACAUCAACGUUGAAUCUUGCCAUUCAGUGAAAUCUAUUAAAUACAUUUGCAAAUAUGUAACCAAAGGGAGUGAUAUGGCUGUGAUUGGAAUUGGUGCAGAGAAUUCCAAUGAUGAAGUUACCCAAUACCAAAUGGGCCGCUAUGUCAGUAGUAAUGAAGCAGUUUGGCGAAUAUUUUCUUUUCCUAUUCAUGAGAGACACCCUUCUGUUGUUCACUUAGCUGUGUAUUUAGAAAAUGGACAAAGAGUGUAUUUUACAGCACAGAACGCAGUACAAAGAGCUGCUCAGCCACCAUCUACUACAUUAACCAGUUUUUUUGAGACAUGCCAAAACGAUGAUUUCGCACAAACAUUGCUAUAUUCUGAAAUGCCAAAAUAUUAUACCUGGAAUCAAUCCUCAAGGAGAUUUAUACGACGGAAACAAGGAAAACCAGUUCCAGGAUAUACAGAUGUAUAUUCCACCGAUGCGAUUGGCCGGAUUUAUUCAGUACAUCCAAGCAAUGAUGAAUGUUUUUACUUACGACUGCUAUUAGUCAAUGUACGUGGCCCAACAUCAUUCCAACAGUUACGAACUGUUGAUGGUGAAUUGUGUGUAUCCUACAGAGAAGCCUGUCAACGUUUGCAAUUGCUUGAAAAUGACGCUCAUUGGGAUCAAACUCUCAAUGAUGCUGUAAUAUCAUCACACGCUCAUCAAAUACGAACAUUGUUUUCUAUAAUCAUAUCUACAUGCUUCCCAUCAAACCCAAUUGAGGGGCGACAAUGCAAAACGUGCUAUUGCCAAAAAUGUCAAAAUUGAGUUACACAUCAUUUCUGAUAGUAAAAACCACGUGGAAUCGAAUGGCGUGUUCAGAUUUGGCCAAAACGUACUAUUUCCUGUAUAUAUUUGAUCAUAAAGUUUCAUGAUUUCUGCAAAACGCACCAUUUCCAUCUCUAAAAUCGUUUCAAAAAGAACUAUUUCCAAAUUACAUCAAAACGUACUAUUUCCCAUGUUAUUUAGUGUAAACUUAAUAAUUAUUAAAGUAAAACGUACUAUUUUUUAAAUUAUGUGCAGAACGUACUAUUUCCAGAUUGAAGCAAAACGUUAUAUUUCCCAUGUUAAAAUGUAGCUUUACUAAAUUAAUUAUUUGCAAAACGUACUAUUUCCAAGAGUAAAAAAUGAAGUUUACAUUUCAAUUUAAUUAAUUAUUUCAUGGUGAUAUACUAUGGGACUACAUUAUUUUAUUUUAUUUACUAGUUGGUGCAACUGAUAAAAUUCAGUAUAUGUUUUGGUGUUGAAUGGUUAUCUUAAAUUUUUCCCUCCAAAAGUUUGUAUGAUGACUAUCAUGGUAUUAUGAUAAUACAAUUCACUUACUGUUCUCUGCACUGGUUCAUUGUUUAAAUUACCUACUAAUAAUUGUAUGUACUAUUUAUUAAUGUUUUAUUUGCAACAAGUUAAUUUAGUAAUUAGGUAUUUAAAAUGUUCAACUCAAGAACCAUUAAAAUGGCCGCAUGUGGUUUGAACAAAAAAAAAAAUGAUACUCAAACUAGAGAAUAAGCAAGGUGUUAUUGUUAAAAUAAAUAAACUAUGUUAACAUUAAAGUAUGUGUUGUUUUUAUUUUUAUUUGUAUGAUUAUGGACUUCGUUUUUAAUGAUUAUAAAAUAAAAUUUUAUUAUUUAUAAAGAUAAUACAAACCAUUGUAGCAAUUUAACAGUAAAAAAAAAAAUAUAGAGUAUAUGUUUUUUCAUAAAAUAUUUGAUUAUGAAAAAUAAAAUUCUAGGUCGUUUUGUUAAACAAACAGCUAAUAAAAAAUAUAUUUACCUACCUUAAAUUAAUAAAUAAAAAAAUAAUAAAUUAAUCGUUAAAUUAUAUAAAAAUGUGCUAUUUAGUGGAAAUAGUACGUUAUGAUGAAAUAUGGCCAAAACGUACUAUUUCCAUUGAAUUUUGACAAAACGAACUAAGUGGUGGAAAUAGUACGUUUUGGCACGAUCCACUUUAUGAAAUGACGUUUAAAUUUACCAAAACUUAAAUUUAAAUAUAAACAAAAAUCAUAAGUAGGUUCAGUUUUUUUUUAUGUAUUUUUUGAAUACUUAAGGUUUUUACUAUGACUUUUUGAUAAGCUACUAUAGAAAAUCAAUGUUUCUGGAAAAAGCAAAAAAUGGCAAUAGCACGUUUUGCAUUGUCGCCCCUCAAUUGAUUUGUGGAUCAAGUACAAAGAUUAUAUGUGUGAUGAUAUUUUGUAUCAAAUACAGAAUAGAAUGGGAAAUCCAAAUAUACAAAUCAGUGAAGAAAUUUACAAUGAAGCAUUGAUUUCAAUUGAGGACAUGUGAAUAAAAAAUA